AUGCUGCUAUAUAGAAUCGCCUCAAUAAGUGGGAAAUCAUAUCAUGCUGAAGAGCAAGAAAGGGUCUUCAAUGCUGUGACCAACAUCACCCAAUCCACAUCCUCAAAACAACCAGGGCAUAUUAUUGGGAAUGUUUUUCUUUGCAUCCAAGCUGAAAAGAAACUGGGUUCAUACCAUUCAGAUAAUUCUGUCACCAAGCAGCAAGCUCACAUUUCAAAAUUGGCUAAGUCUCUUCCUCCUCUUGGCAAUACAGUUGUUCCCUUUUUCACCUUAGCAAGCUCAAGUUCAUCUUGGCAAGCUGAUUUAGAGAGAAUAAGUGACUUUCUCAUAGUUGGCAAUGAAGAAGAUGUGGAAUUUUUUGGCAAGAACACUGGAGUUGAUGUAAGAUCUGAAGGUCCAAAGCUUCAUCAUUUUUGCUCAAGUAACUUCAAGGAGGAAGAGGCUUAUCUUACUAAGUGUUGGUCUAUGUGCCUAGAAGCAAAAAUCCCCUUACCUCUUCAUGUGUUGAGAGUGAAAGAUCAGAACAAAGACAUCCUCAUUCGAAACCAGACAGACUUCCUGAAGAAUGCUGAUCCUAUCAAUAUCACAUCAGUCGAGGUUUCAGAUGAAGAGGCAGCAAUGUCAUGUGAACAUGAUCAAUUUGGAAGUGAGUGCACACAAGAUAUACCCUGAGGAAGAUCAUGGUGUUGGCCCUAAUGCCAGUAUUCAAGACAUCCCAGACAGCGACAACACACAUUAUAACCUAAUAUCACCGCCAGACAAAAACUUAGAAGAACCAAUGGAUGUUGACACCUUGCUGGGAAAUACAGCUACAACAGGUGCGUAGUAUGAAAUAAGACUUUAAGAGUAUGAAUAUAGAAACGUUGAUCUAACAUUAACUCAUUGCCACUUGGUAUAUGGUAUAUACAUAUAUACACACACACACACACACACACACACACACACACACACACACACACACACACACACACUCCUAUUUAGAGUCCCAAUUUGUAGCUUGAAUAUUUUAGUAAUAGUAAUCUGGUGUAUUUUUUUUCUCCAUAUUGUAGCAAAAGAGAAUGUGCAACUCAUCAAUGACCAAAAUGAUGCCCAAGUCGACCAGAGUUUGGCUAGUGCUCUGAAAGAACAACAAUGGAAAACUACAUUGGGUUCAACAAUGGCACAUAUCCUAGGAAGCACUAAAGAAGUUAUUGAAUUUGACCAAGUGAGAGAGGUAGCAAAGAACUAUUGUCACGGUAAGUUAUUCCUUGACAGUUACAUGAAUAAACUUGCAGUUCUGCAGACAAGAAUGUCUCAGAAAAAACAGGAGUUGGACAAGGAGGUUGAAGAUUGGGAAAAGAACUAUUUCAUGCAUUCAAAAUCAUAA
Messenger RNA from Paramuricea clavata, 1366 nucleotides. Lineage: Eukaryota; Metazoa; Cnidaria; Anthozoa; Malacalcyonacea; Plexauridae. The record is from the annotation of a GenBank genome assembly.